Australozyma saopauloensis is the source of this 1359-nucleotide messenger RNA. RefSeq names its product U2 snRNP complex subunit. The record is from RefSeq and is a predicted model, not a curated record. Gene Ontology annotation, cellular component: nucleus. NCBI's taxonomy places the organism in Eukaryota, Fungi, Ascomycota, Pichiomycetes, Serinales, Metschnikowiaceae. Bases 1 to 1359 code for a protein of 452 amino acids. The transcript has a single exon.
AUGGGCCCGAAGCGUUCCAAGAAUCAGAUAAGGCGAGAGAAAGCCAAGCUUCGAAAGCUAGCGCCCGAUAGCAAAGAGCAUGAACCUACCAAGGAAGUGGCCCCGCAGAAUGUUGAAGAGCCUUCCAUUUCCACACAGUCACAACAGCCACAAGAUGGUGGAACGAAGGAUGAACAUGACGAGAAAGAACAAACAAUAGAUUCUGGCUUAGCUUCUGAAUUUACUCAAAUUUUCAAAAAAUUCGAUUCGCCCACAGUAAAUACCCCCGGGACCAAAUCCUCUAUGUCGCUCAUCACAAAAGAACUGGAGCUGGAUACUCUGUCAGAGAGCGACGAUGACGAACAGAACGGGUCGGCAAAAACGAUGUCGAGAUCUCAAAGAAAGGAAUUGAGUCGUGUGCCUAUGUCAGAACUCAAGGCGUCUAUCUCUAAGCCACAAACUGUGGAAUGGUUCGACUCCAAUGCUCCUGAUCCAUACUUGGUGGUGCUGCUACGGACAAGAAUAAAUCAUGUAGAUGUUCCUGGUCACUGGCAACAAAAGAAAGACUACUUGUCUGCCAAAAGGGGUACCAAUAAACCCCAGUAUACUCUCCCAAAAUUCAUUAGAGAUACAGGUAUCUCUGAAAUGCGGAAUCAUGAUCCCGAAUCUUUGAAGAAGCUGCAAAGAGACAGAGUACAACCCAAAAUGAACAAACUAGAUAUUGAUUAUCAGCGCCUUUUCGAUGCUUUUUUUAAGCAUCAAUCGAAGCCAAGACUACUAGCCUUUGGUGAGCUUUACAGCGAAGGAAAAGAAAAAACAGACAAAUACAGACAGGAAAUUACCGACAUUAAGCCAGGUAAGAUUUCCAAGGAACUCAGAGCUGCUAUAGGGAUGCCCGAAAAUGAAUCUGGCGUUCCCCCAUGGAUCACUUUGAUGCAAGAGCUUGGCAAACCACCCUCUUAUAGGCUGUACAUCAUACCUGGUGUUGACACGGAGUAUAAAAACACUGGCUAUACAUUGCCAAAUUCUGUAAGCACAUCCGUGUUCAACAACAAUGGUGAUGUUUGGGGUCUCAUUGAAGAAGGCGAGGAGACUGGCCCAGAGACAGAUCUGAGUGAUGAAGAUGACGAUGACGAUGAUGCUGUAGCAGAAGACCCAGAUUUGGGAGUGGACAGCGAUAAUGGUGAGGUAGAAGAGGAAAAGCCCCAGAGAGUUGAAAUCACGGAAUUUUCUGGAGCUAAGUCCACGUUAAAUGAGGGUGUCCUGGAUAAAGUAAAGAAGAUUGGCGAAUUGUUCACAGUUAUCAAAGAAAAAACUGUGAAUGGCGGAGACGGGUUAGUGUCCAGUAACUUAGCAUACGAAAUACCAAAACUGAAUUAG